Pleuronectes platessa (European plaice) is the source of this 3294-nucleotide messenger RNA. RefSeq names its product mucin-5AC-like. The record is from RefSeq and is a predicted model, not a curated record. Gene Ontology annotation, cellular component: Cdc73/Paf1 complex. The coding region runs from base 1 to 3294 and encodes 1097 amino acids. NCBI's taxonomy places the organism in Eukaryota, Metazoa, Chordata, Actinopteri, Pleuronectiformes, Pleuronectidae. The transcript has 5 exons. Gene Ontology annotation, molecular function: DNA binding; RNA polymerase II C-terminal domain phosphoserine binding.
AUGGCUGCUGGGGCCUCUACCACCACCACGGCUGCUGGUGCCGCCACCACCACCACGGCAGCUGGUGUCACCACCACCACCGAGGCUGCUGGUGCUGCCACCACCACCACGGCAGCUGUAGUCACCACCACCACCGAGGCUGCUGGUGCCACCACCACCACGGCUCCAGCACCCACCACAACGGUUGCAGCAACCACCACCACGGCUGCUGGGGCCACCACCGCCACCACGGCAGCUGGUGUCGCCACCACCACCACGGCUGCUGGGGCCACUACCGCCACCGGGGCUGCUGGUGGUGUCAUCACCACGACAUCUGCUGGUGCCGCCACCACCACCACGGCUGCUGGUGCCACUACCACAACCACGGCUGCUGGUACCGCCACCACCACCACGGCAGCUAGUGUCCUCACCACCACCACGGUUGCUGGGGCCGCCACCACCAACGGGGCUGCUGGUGUCAUCACCACCACGGCUGCAGCAACCCCCACGACGGUUGCAGCACCCACCACCACGGCUGCUGGGACCACCACCACCACCACCACGGCUGCUGGGGACACUACCGCCACCGGGGCUGCUGGUGUCAUCACCACCACGGCUGCAGCACCCACCACCACGGCUGCUGGGGCCACCACCGCCACCACGGCAGCUGGUGUCGCCACCACCACCACCACUGCUGCUGGGGCUGCCACCACCACAACGGCGGCUGCUGGUGUUAUCACCACCACGACGGUUGCAGCACCCACCACCACGGCUGCUGGGGCCACUACCGCCACCACGGCUGCUGGUGUCCUCACCACCACGGCUGCAGCACCCACCACAACUGCUGCAGCACCCACCACGACGGUUGUAGCACCCACCACCACGGCUGCUGGGGCCACCACCGCCACCACGGCAGCUGGUGUCGCCACCACCACCACGGACGCUGGGGCCACCACCACCACCACCACGGCUGCUGGGGCCACUACCGCCACCACGGCUGCUGGUACCGCCACCACCACCACGGCAGCUAGUGUCCUCACCACCACCACGGUUGCUGGGGCCGCCACCACCAACGGGGCUGCUGGUGUCAUCACCACCACGGCUGCAGCAACCCCCACGACGGUUGCAGCACCCACCACCACGGCUGCUGGGACCACCACCACCACCACCACGGUUGCUGGGGCCGCCACCACCAACGGGGCUGCUGCACCCACCACGACGGUUGUAGCACCCACCACCACGGCUGCUGGGGCCACCACCGCCACCACGGCAGCUGGUGUCGCCACCACCACCACGGACGCUGGGGCCACCACCACCACCACCACGGCUGCUGGGGCCACUACCGCCACCGGGGCUGCUGGUGUCAUCACCACCACGGCUGCAGCACUCACCACGUCGGCCGCAGCACCCACCACGACGGCUGCAGCACCCACCAUGACGGCCGCCGCACCCAUCACAACUCCUGCUGGUGUCAUCACCACGACGGCUGCUGGUGCCGCCACCACCACCACGGCUGCUGGUUCCACUACCACUACCACGACUGCUGCAGCACCCACCACGGCGGCUGCUGGUGUCAUCACCACCACGGCUGCUGGUGCAACUACCACCACCACGGCUGCUGGUGCCACUACCACAACCACGGCUGCUGGUUCCGCCACCACCACCACGGCAGCUAGUGUCCUCACCACCACCACGGCUGCUGGUGCCGCCACCACCACCACGGCGGCUGUUGCCACCACCACCAUGGCUGCUGGGGCCUCUACCACCACCAUGGCUGCUGGUGCCGCCACCACCACCACGGCAGCUGGUGUUGCCACCACCACCACGGCUGCUGGGGCCGCCACCACCACGGCGGCUGCUGGUGUCAUCACCACCACUGCUGCAGCAACCCCCACAACUGCUGCAGCACCCACCACGACGGUUGCAGCACCCACUACCACGGCUGCUGGGGCCACCACCACCACCACGGCUGCUGGGGACACUACCGCCACCGGGGCUGCUGGUGUCAUCACCACCACGGCUGCAGCACCCACCACGACGGUUGCAGCACCCACCACCACGGCUGCUGGUGUCGCCACCACCACGGCUGCAGCACCCACCACGACGGUUGCAGCACCCACCACCACGGCAGCUGGUGUCGCCACCACCACCACGGACGCUGGGGCCGCCACCACCACCACCACUGCUGCUGGGGCUGCCACCACCACAACGGCGGCUGCUGGUGUUAUCACCACCACGACGAUGAGCAGCUGCACUUUUCAAGACUUCGGAGCAAACUCUGCGAUGGACAGAAAACCCAGCAAGGCCCUUCGCCGAGCCCCAACAUCUACAACGGAGCGGUUGGCAGUGGCGAAAAGGAAUUCCCUUAUUGUCGCUGGAGCUUCUGCAGCGUCGGGGAGAUCUGCUGGCAAAAAAUGGAAAAGGCAGGUUGAGCACGACAAAGCUCCUGAGGAUAAGAAAGCUCGUGGUGAGGUGACUCAGCCUGCUCUCCUUCCUGAAGAGCUCAAGAGGAUCUGCCUGUCCUAUAAAACACUGGAGAAAUGGUGCAACAUGCCCUUCUUUGCCACCACGGUGACCGGCUGCUUCGUCAGGGUAGCUGCUAAAGCCGGCAUCAGCGACCAACCCUACUUGGUUGCUGAAAUUGUGUCAGUGAUGGGGACGAAGAAUGUCUACCAGCUUGGACCAAACCGGACAAAUCUGGAACUGAAACUCAGGCACGCUGGAAAAGAACAGAUUUCGCCUCUUAGGUGUGUUUCCAGGCAGGAAUUCACCAUGAGGGAGUUCAUGCAGUGGAAACUGGCGAUGAUGGUGGCUGGGACCAAAGUUCCAACAUCUGAAAUAAUCGCGAGUAAAGAGAAGUCAAUCAAGGAAGCCCUGGAUCACACAUUCACUGAGGGAGAGAUUGACUUCAUUGUUGCCCUCAAGGACGGAUUUCGAACAGCACCUCUGAAUUUUGCCAAGAAGAAAAUCGAAUUAUUGGAUCAACUGAAAGCUGCAAAAAGUCAGGGAGACGCCGACAAGGUGGAAAAGUUUCAAGACGAAGUGACAACGUUGGACGAGGAGACACAACGACUUUACGAACUGAGGACGCCAAAGCAUGCCCCAAAGAUCACCAUCCCUCGCAUUGCCAUGUCCAGGAAACGACCUGCUCCUAAAGCACAGAGUGAGGAGUACCAAUACGGGGACCCUUUCACCCGGAAAAAGACAAGGCCCAUCAUUUUCACAAGCUUGAAAAUCGAGGCCGUCCGUAAAAGAGUUUACGGUGAGCUGGACUUGAGGUACGGCCCUGGAUUCCCACCAGAGAAAGAGGACUGA